AUGUUAUGCGGUAAAUUCAAAAACGAGUAUUUCAGUCUACUCAUGUUGGCUGCUCUUAAUGGACAUGAUGAGGUAGUACGCAUCAUGCUUACUCAUACUUUGGCCAACAAAAAACAAAUUGAGCAAGAAGGAUGUGCAUUUGACAUAAACAAUCACCUAACGAGAAAUGUCACUGCAUUGUGGUGUGCACUUGAUCGAGGACAUUUUCAUGCGGCACGAACCUUGAUUGAUCUUGGUGGUGCCGACGUCAAUCAUGGUCUACGAGGUCCAUUGUUGAUUGAUGCUACUAUAAGAAGGCGGUUCGAUAUUGUACACUAUUUAGUCGAGAAUGGUUAUGCUGAUGUUAAUCGAGCAGUGACCAAUGAUAUGUACCAAAUUCUUGAGCAAUCAACAAUGAGUGAUCGAGAUCGUCACUUAAUCAUUCAAUGGAUCAAAGACUUGUGUCGAGAAAAACGUCGAACAGAAAACGGACGAACAUUGUUGCAUUUGAGCGUUGAUGUUGAAACAUACGGAGAUAUUAAUUAUCGACCGGCAGAUAUCAUGCAUACUCUCAUUUUUCCCAAUUUGGCUACUACUCGACUGCUUGUUUGCUUUGGAAAGCGAUGGAUCGAUUUAGAUGCUGUAGAUCUAGUGAACAAUGACACUGCUCUACAUAAGAUUUUGCAGAGUUGGGCACCUGGUAAUAAUAAAGACACAAAGGCAAUUGUUGAACUGUUGAUCAAUGCAGGAGCUCAUAUCGAUUGUGCUAAUGCUCGUGGUCAUAGACCUGUCGAUGUAGCCACCGUCGAUGAAAUUCGCGCUCUAUUACAAUCGAAACAGAGAUUACCUCGACUCAAAUGUCUUUGCGCGCGUGUCAUCACUGAUCAACAAAUAGUGUAUGAUAAUCUCUGGCCAACACCAACAACAAAGAAUACAUUUCUACGUUUGCAUGGUGGUCUAAAAAGAAAACGCUCCAUGUCAGAUUACAGCAUCACUUCAUUCGAUGUAUAUGAUGACAUUUUUUAA
This is a messenger RNA of Rotaria sp. Silwood2, 1005 nucleotides long. NCBI's taxonomy places the organism in Eukaryota, Metazoa, Rotifera, Eurotatoria, Philodinida, Philodinidae. The record is from the annotation of a GenBank genome assembly.